Molecule: messenger RNA, 5161 nt
Organism: Dunckerocampus dactyliophorus (ringed pipefish)
Lineage: Eukaryota; Metazoa; Chordata; Actinopteri; Syngnathiformes; Syngnathidae
Gene: gng13b
Product: guanine nucleotide binding protein (G protein), gamma 13b
Exons: 3
Coding region: 367-570 (67 amino acids)
Biological process (GO): sensory perception of taste; phospholipase C-activating G protein-coupled receptor signaling pathway
Cellular component (GO): heterotrimeric G-protein complex
Molecular function (GO): G-protein beta-subunit binding
Source: RefSeq, a predicted model, not a curated record
GCACACACACACACGUACACACGCAUAAAGCAUCCAGCAGAGUGGAGCGUCCACCACACCAGCUGGUUAAGUUGUCCUCUUCCUGUCUUUCUCCUUCAUUCCCCAGCAGCUUCAAGCAGGACUACAGACGUCCCAGAGACUCUUCCGCUCCUCAGACAACCCCCCACGGCUCGUCACCGUCUGCUUUCUCCGGUGACUGCGGAUUUUUCUUCGAGCCUUUCGGGGAUUACACAGUUAUCUGCCAUUCAAGCAGGAAUACAACAUUUUGUCCGCCCUGUGGUUGAAGUGCACCGGUCCGAGUUGGAAGAGCAACAGCCUCCACCGGAGCAUCAGUGAGGUAACAAAGUUCUACAUCACACUGCAGUCAUGGAUGAGAUGGACCUGCCCCAGAUGAAGAAGGAAGUGGAGAGCCUCAAGUAUCAGUUGGCCUUCAAAAGAGAGAAAUCCUCCAAAACAGUGACAGAUUUGGUGAAGUGGAUAGAGGAUGGCGUCCCAGAGGAUCCCUUCUUGAACCCCGAGCUAAUGAAGAACAACCCAUGGGUGGAGAAGGGAAAGUGCAUCCUUCUGUAGGAGAAAGCAUCCAGCCUGUCAUUCCCCGUCGGCUUAAACCGCACCUACAGAGGACCCCUUACCCCAGGACGCUGCCUCCCAACCUCUCACCAUGAAUGUACAACAAUCCCCACAACACACACCCCGUCAAGGCCACACCAAACACACUGACACACUUUUGCCUGACUGCCACAAGUUCACUGCAAGUUCAUUCUUGCAUUCUUACUGUAUAACGAUCAAUACUCCACUUUAGUCUCUAUAUACGACAACCUACUUAUGCAGCCGCAAGGCACAAUGUUUCACUCUGUUUUUAACAUUAACACCUACGCUGUUUUGUUGAAUUCAUGGUUGAUGAGCUAAUCCUCCUAACAUCCGCACUGUCAGACACACUGAAGACCCGCUGGCUUACUUUGAUUCCGCUUUUAUUUCACUUGUUACCAACGCAAACUAACUUUUUAUAUUUCCAAAAUAAACUGAUUGUUUAAUUAGGAGGACGACAUAAUGAUGCCUUAAAGUCGCUCACGGUCAUUAUUUGCAUUCGUGCUGACAUUUUUCAGCAGUUUUAAGAAGCAAUCCAAACACACCAGGUCGCUUCAAAUAAUACUACAUUUAAAGACAUUGCGACUGUAUUAUUAUUUUUUUUUCACUUAUUAAUAACUACUUGUACACUAGGGAUGUCCAAACUUUUUCCACCAAAGGCCCGACAGUGAAAAAAAAUCAAAGGAUGUAAAAAAGGCUAAAAAAAAUAUAUAUAUAUAUAAGCUUUGUGUUAUAGGUGACAAAGCAUAUUAUUAUGCAGCAAUUCAAUAUUUUGUCAUUGCGUUAAUCCAGUGUGUCCAAAGUAUUUUAAUUGGCCCCGCGGCACAUUCUAAAAUAAAAAAAAAAAACAGCAAAAAUGGGAAAAAAAGAGCAGUCAUUUUACAAGAAUAAAGAUGAAAUAUUAGGAGAGUAAAGCCAUAAUAUUAAGAGAAAAAAUAGCAUAAAUUGGAAAUAUUAUAGGGAAUAAAAGUCUUAAUAUGAGAAACAAACAAAAUAAUAAGGUUGCAAUUUUUGGAAAAUUCGGUUGGGAAAAAUGUAUAUUACGAUAAUAAAGUCCAAAUAUUAUGAGAAUGAAGUCAUAGUAUCAGAAGAACGUUUAAGUAUUUGCAACAAUUUUUGAAAAUAGCAAAAAGUGUGACGCAAGGUGAAAAUGUUUACUAAUAAUACGCUUUGUCACUGACACAAAGCUUAGAUGCAGGCUGUUUGUUUUUUUUUUUUAUCUAAAAAACAUCUAAGCAUAUCUACAUGGGUCGGUUUAAAAAAUGUAAAAUUGCAUCCUUUGAUUCUUCAGCAUCUGAGAGUCGAGCGCGCUAGCCAGUCAGCUAAAAACCCAGGCUUUCAACCCACUGGCCAGCGCAGCUCUUAAGGUGUCAGGGAGUGACGUAGUAUUACACAGCUAGAUCACAGACCAAUAAAAAACAAGCUGCAGGCCAUUAAUAGCCCCCGGGCCGCACUUCGGACCCCCCUAUUAUACAUUAUUUAUUUCCGACAUUUUCAUAGUUUAUUCUAAGCCUUUUCUGCAAACAUGAGUUUGAAAAAGUGUGCAUACGCUCCGUAAUUGAAGUCAUAUAUUUUAGCAUUGCACAUCUGACAAUAGAGAAAAUAUCCCACCAGACUAAAUUCACUGCCUGGAAUAUUUGACCAAACAACAAAAGCCUUUCCCCGUACUAAAAGUAGGCACGUUUACAGCUUUGCUUUGUAAGCAUGUUUUUACAAUACACCAUAUUAACGCAUGUCGUUGUUCCUUUCUGUCAUUAGAUCGGAGUGUGUGUGUGAGCGUGUGUGUGUGUGUUUGUUUGUUGUUGUUCUGGGUCUCUCGAGGGGUUUUUAGUUCUCCGUCCCCUCCUUACCGACCGUCCCUACGGACGACACCAACAGUCAGCGUACAAACACUCUCUUGACCCCUUUAACUUAUGAAUCAAUACUUUCGCUCUAUUUAUUUUUAUUUAUUUAUUUAUGAGAACCUUUUCCUGUGAUGAGUGCUGACAUGUUCCUGUUUGGUUUCGUCUCCAUCUCCCUCAUAUUCCCAACAACAGAAAUCCUAGAAUGCAACGACUUGUCAGAUCAACUGCCUUGGACACAGUUUCCUUAAAAGAAGAAUGUAAAUAGUUGGCAUGAGGUUUCCACACUACCGCUGACCACUGUCUGUGUUUAACUGUGUCACGUUGCUUGGGGGGAAAGGUGAUGAAGUAGGACGACACGGGAACCUCACGUCAUCUCAGUACUGUAAUGACUCUCAUUAUGUUGGCUUUUUCCAGAUCCCCAAAGGCCUGUUCUGUAAUUGAGUGACUUUUGUACAAUGGAUUAAUUGCAUAUAUUUAAUUGAACGUACAUGGUUUCAUGAUGUGCUAAUUAAUUCAUAUUUGCAUGCAUAAAAUAGCACUUCCGUCCGUGUCAAACAUAUAUGAGAGGAACAUCUUGCCAAGCAGGUGCUGGUUAUAUUUAGUCAAUUGUGAAACUAAAAUAAAGGCAAAUUAAAAAAAAAAAAACCCAACAUGUUACUUGAAAAGUACCCCCUGUAAUAACACAUUUCAUUUUUAAUUUUUUUCCAAGUUUAGCUGCUUGUGUCCAUGUGUAGCCAAGCUAAUUAGUGAAAUUUUGCUGGUCACUGCAUGACAAGGGACUGGUAAAGUGUAUUCCACCGUGCAAAGAGAUGAACUUCUGAGCUUCGUGUUUGGAGUUUUUCCAGGAACCCAAGUGCUCUCAGUUCUGGUCUUGAAAUUCUAUGUUUGGUGUCUUCUCCAACAUUUGAACUGUAUUUUGGGCAUUGAAUCGAUCACAACGGGACCUUUCAGGGUGUUUUAGAAGAUGUUUUGCACCUCAUUCAGCGGGCUUCAUCAGUUCAUGCUCGGAUGAGAGGCGAAACGUCUUCAAAGACAAUCUAAACCAGGGGUGUCCAAACUUUUUCCACGGAGGGCCACAUACUAAAACAUGAAAGGAUGGAAGGGCCACUUUGGUAUUUACGAAAGCAACACAUGCAGAUAUGCUAAGAAGUUACAUGUAUUCAAAGAAACUGCAUGUCAGCUCCGUGACAACGGUGAAAAAGCGGAUUAUUAGUAUGAAUUUUUCCCAUUUUUGCUGUUUUUUUAAUUUAAUUUUCCAAAUAUUUCCACUUUUUUCUUAAAUAAUCUUUCAUUUUGAGUGAGAGAAGGUUGGAGUGUGAGGUCGACAGCGUCUGCAGCAAUGCGGUCGCAGUACCGGACCGUUGUGGGGAAGAGAGAGCUGAGACAGAAGGCAAAGCGCUCAAUUUAUGUUCCCACCCUCACCUUUGGUCAUGAGCUUUGGGUUGUGACCGAAAGAACGAGAUCACAGAUACAAGCGGCCCAGCCGGGAGAAGGUCCCGGGUCAGACCUAAGACACACUGGGGGGAUUAUGUCUCACAGCGGGCCUGGGAAUGCCUUGGUGACCUCCCGGUGGAACUGUCGGAGUCUGGACUUCCCAACUGAGACCGGAUAAGCAGAAGAAAAUGGAAUGGAAUCUUUGUCAAUUUUCUUCUCGUAGGAUUAUGACUUUAUUGCCAUAUUUUGGCUUUAUUCACAUUACAUAUUUUUCCCCAACCAAAUUUUUCAAAAUGUAGAUCUUUAUUUUGUUUUGUUUGUCAUAACAUUAUGACGUUUAAAACACAACAUAUUUUUUCUCUAAUAUUUCAAGUUUUUUCGCAUAAUACUAAGAAUUUAUUCUCAUAAAAUUGUAACUUUUUUCUCUUAAAAUUCCAGCUGUUUUUGCCAUUUGUGCUGUUGUUUUUUUUGUUUUUUUGUUUUCAACUUUCUUCCCAUAAAUUUAUUAUGGGACUUUCUUCCCAUAAUAUAAUAUUUUAACCAAUCAAAUUUUCCAAAAAUUACAAUUUUAUUUGUUGGUUUGUUUGUUUGUCAUAAUAUUAUGACUUUUUAAAAAUAACAUAUUUCAACUCCAUGCUAUUAAAAUGACAUUAUUUUUCCUCCUAAUAUUGCGAGUUUAUUCUCAUAAAAUUGUAACUUUUUCUCGUUAAGAUUACAACUUUUUUGUCUUAAUACCUUGACUUCAUUCUUGUAAAAUUACUGCUGACUUUCCAUUUUUGUUGUUGUUUUGUUGUUGUUGUGUUCUUGUUUAAUUAUAUUUAUAAAAUGUGGCACGGGCCAAUUAAAACCUGCUUCAAAUGGCCCCCCCGGAAGGCACUUUGGACACCUCUGAUCAAAACAGUCCAGUUGUGAUUGAUUCAAUAUCCUGACAUUACCAUGACCUGGAUGAAUGACACAUUUGAACUGAACAAUCUCCCACUGGAAAAGCAGCAAAUGCUGUUUGCUGGAGACGCACAGCACUUUUCCUGCCCCUGGUUUGUGUUUAUUCCGUAUGACAUCUGUAAAUCUUUAGUUGUGUUAUGUAUAACUUGAAUGUAUGUGUGUGGUAUCUUUUAUUUUAAUGUCAGCAUAACCUUGUGUCUAACUAGCUAGCAGCAUAUCCUCCGUGUCAGAGUGCUUUGGAGUUCCUAUUAUGCAUCAGACUAAGCCCAAGUGUAAAGAUGACAAGCAAUAAAUUCAACAUCAUUUUUUAUUGGAUUUUUUGCAAGAACAUUUAUCUUAAUAAAGUAGAAGAU